AUGCUCAACGAUUUAUCUUCUUUCUUUGGAUCCCCCAAAUCUUCCUACUUCAAGAUCGCUGCUAGUCCCGACUUCCUGAAAUGGAUUCGGAAAGAGUCGAGGAAUGGAAGAUUUGACUUGAUUUAUCCGGACACGAUUGAAGAAUUAAGAAGUAUGCUAAUGGGUGUCAAAUUCGGAGAUACAUCGUCCCCACCAAAUUUCCCCGUUUUCUCGGGAAAACUUAGAGGGAUAAGAAGGGCAUGGAUGAAGGCUAAUAUUACUGAUGAUGAAAGAGAAGAUGUCAAGAAGGAGUUAUUUAAAGAAGCUUUUGGGGUCAUGGCGGAGCCGAAGAACGAUUAUUGGUGUUUUUGUAAGAAUGAAUGGAGGCAAACUAUUCUUUGGGCGUUCUGCGCGAAAUGCGAUGAGUGUAGAGACACUCGAGAGUGGCAUUGUGAAAAGUGUGGACAUAGGAAUAUUGGGGAGAAUUGUGAAUGCAAGAGGGCUAUCAAGCGAAAGAAGGGUGAUCGGGGUCAGUAA
This is a messenger RNA of Sclerotinia sclerotiorum 1980 UF-70, 516 nucleotides long. RefSeq lists its product with no specific name. The record is from RefSeq and is a predicted model, not a curated record. The transcript has a single exon. NCBI's taxonomy places the organism in Eukaryota, Fungi, Ascomycota, Leotiomycetes, Helotiales, Sclerotiniaceae. Bases 1 to 516 code for a protein of 171 amino acids.